This is a messenger RNA of Helianthus annuus (common sunflower), 1638 nucleotides long. RefSeq names its product probable leucine-rich repeat receptor-like protein kinase At1g35710. NCBI's taxonomy places the organism in Eukaryota, Viridiplantae, Streptophyta, Magnoliopsida, Asterales, Asteraceae. The coding region runs from base 1 to 1638 and encodes 545 amino acids. The transcript is spliced from 4 exons. Gene Ontology annotation, molecular function: protein binding. The record is from RefSeq and is a predicted model, not a curated record.
AUGGCUCAGCACGUUGACAUGCCUGUUGAGCACAAGGAAAAAAGGUUCAUGGGAUGCCUUGUUGUGAUUCCAAUGCUGGUUGUUUGUAUCAUCUCAGUGGGUAUUCUGUAUUCAAAAUCCAUGCUGAAGAAAAAUCAGGUAGACUUGUAUACGGCGGUUGGAUUGAUGGCGUAUUCUUGCGUUGCCUGCCUCGUUUUGAUCCUAAUGCGCCAUGGAGUAGCAGCACAACGACACCACCGAUGUUUGGUUAGAUUUUUCGCAAAUACAGUCUACGUUUCGGCGGUGUUAGCCGGCUUGUUGCUGAUGAUAAUGGCAAUAACCCAGGCUAGGCUCAUCCUUCUUAUUUGGUGGACGUUAUUCGCAGCUGUUGUUGGACUUCUAGUGGGAGAUGGAUUAUUUGACUACUGCAGACACAAUCUUUCUAGUGAUAGCUGCUUUAAUUUUAAUUUGCAAGGUAAUAUUGAUCUUUUCAAUUUUUCGACCUUAUCGAGUCUCGAAAGUUUAAAUCUUGGUAACAAUCGGUUAACGGGCCCAAUUCGAUCGGAGAUACGAUACUUGAGAAAGUUAAAAGAUCUAAACUUUUCAAGUAAUCAGCUCACGGGCCGAAUACCGUUAGAACUAGGUGAGCUAAGGUCACUCGAGAAUCUUGAUCUUGGGUCUAAUGAUUUUGAUGGUCAAAUCCCAAUUUCAUUGGGCCACUUAGCCCAUUUGUAUUUCCUUGAUCUUCAGGAGAAUAAACUAUCCGGGCCCAUUCCGAGUUCUUUUGAAAACUUCACCAAGAUUAACUUGCAAAAGAACCAAUUAACCGGGCCCAUUCUUCCAAACAUCGGAAACCCGAGAACACUAAUCGAUCUUCGCCUUUAUGACAACUUUCUAACGGGCUCAAUCCCGGGCCCGUUAGGAAAAUAUACCAGGCUCGUAUCAUUGUAUCUACACCAAAACCAACUUUCGGGCUCCAUUCCUAUCACGUUAGGGAAGCUGAAAACGCUUCUUGAUUUGGCAUUAGCGGUCAACAAUCUAACGGGCCCGUUUCCUGAAGAACUAAACAACUUAACUAUGAAACUGGAAACACUUUCACUAGGUAGCAAUAGGUCUCGGGUCAUUUACCGACCCAUAUAUGCUUUAGUGGAUCGUUGCUUUUCUUCUCGGUUCGAGGGAAACCAGAUUACGGGAAAUGUAACGGAUGCUUUAUCCUACAACGGGUUGACUGGCGGGCUUCCGCAACAAUUUGGAGGUUUAAAAAUGUUGGAAACUUUGAACAUUUCACACAACAACUUCACAGGUUCGAUCCCUACAACUUUUAGUGACCUUUUUAGUUUUACCAUGAUCGAUAUAUCGUAUAAUCAGCUUGAGGGUCGUGUUCCCGAUAUGCGAGUCUUUCAACAGGCACCCUUCGAAGCGGUUGAGAACAACGAAGGGUUAUGUGGUAACAUAACGGGUUUGAAAGAUUGCCCGCGAACACAUGUAAACGAGAAGACAAAAAACAAUCAAGGCCUCAUGAUUUUGAUCCUAGUUCCUACCAUAUGCUUAGUCUUGAUCUUGAUUAUGAUUGUCGGGAUCUUGAUCUUCCUUCGAAGAACAAAAAAGAAAGAAACCGAGCCACCAAAGCCCGUAAACCACCCUCCUUUCGCCAUUUAG